AUGCCCCUCACCAUUCUCUCUCGGUCGCAGCUCCGAGAGGUGCUACACUCUCUCACUCGCGAAGAGAUCACCGCGCUGCAACUAAAUCUCUCCGAGGCCUUACGCGAAUACUCGACCGGUGCCCAAGAUAAAGGUUGCUCGGCGACCUAUCAGCCUCAGCGAACGGCCAUUACUCGACAGAAUGGCUGUACCACCUUGUUCAUGCCUGCUAGCACGGGCCAGACCAUCGGAAUCAAGAUGAUCUCACUGCAGGACGGCUCCGCGGCCGGUUGUGCUGUGGAACGUCCUGGCUUGGACAUUGCUGAUGGUGAUUCGACAUCUUCCCGCUCGCGGACUGGUUCCGUGCGUAACUCAGUCGCCUCACUUUCCUCCGACUUGAGUGAUCUCUCCGUCGAUUCCUCCCAAGAAGAUAGCAGCUCCAUCAGCCCGACAGUGACAACCACAACCUCCGGAAGCGGGGGUGACAGCGCCGAUAGCUCGACACUUCUCUCUGGCUGUGUGAACCAACAACCGGUAGUCGACAGCAAUGUUUCAAACACUCUGGGCGCUUGGCCUGGAGCAGGCACCCACAGCGAGAGUCUACCCUUCGCCCUGAUAAACGCACACGAACUCACAGCCUUCCGCACCGCCCUCGCCUCCUUGAUGAUCUUCAACAGGCGCAAGAAGGUCCGUACCAUCCUGGUAUUCGGCGCCGGAACCCAAGCAUACUGGCACAUUCGACUGGCGUUGAGUCUACGCGGCGACGAAAUCCGCCGCGUGUACAUCGUCAACCGCUCCUUCGAGCGAGCGGCCAAACUCCUUCGCGACAUCUACCCUCCCGAAAACACAAAGUGGCGCGGCGAUACCAAAUUCUCCGCCAUGAGCACCGACUUUGGCGAAUACAACCGAAUUAUCAAAGAGCAUGUUCGCAAGGCGGACGCCAUCUUCUGCUGCACCCCUUCUGUCGAGCCCCUAUUCCCUGCUGAAUUCCUCACAUCCCGCGAAGGUCGGCAAAAGGGCCGUCUGAUUAGUGCAGUUGGUUCGUACAAGGCACACAUGGCCGAAGUACAUCCCGAUAUCCUACGCGAUGAGGUAAACGUGUCACCGCCUCAUCGUCAUUUCCACAAACAUACCCGUCGCAGUGGAGUGGUAGUAGUUGACAGUCUCGACGCAGCCAUCAAAGAAGCAGGCGAGAUCGUGCAGGCGGGAAUCAAACCGAACCAAAUGGUCGAGCUCGGCGAGCUUCUCAUGGUGCGACAUGCUACACAGGAGGCAGCGGAUGAACAGAAGAGUCUACGCGAGUGGGUGGAGCGCGGUAAUGUCAUUUACAAGAGCGUUGGGCUGGGCCUGAUGGAUCUAGUGACGGGUGGUGACCUGGUUCGUCUGGCGCGAGAGAGGAAGUUGGGGACGACGGUGGAAGACUUUUAG
Molecule: messenger RNA, 1407 nt
Organism: Penicillium cosmopolitanum
Lineage: Eukaryota; Fungi; Ascomycota; Eurotiomycetes; Eurotiales; Aspergillaceae
Product: putative proline utilization protein PrnX-like
Exons: 2
Coding region: 1-1407 (468 amino acids)
Cellular component (GO): cytoplasm
Source: RefSeq, a predicted model, not a curated record